Messenger RNA from Dracunculus medinensis (Guinea worm), 852 nucleotides. The record is from the annotation of a GenBank genome assembly. Lineage: Eukaryota; Metazoa; Nematoda; Chromadorea; Rhabditida; Dracunculidae.
AUGAAUUCUACACCAUGGUCAGAAUUGUCAAGAAAUUUAUCAAAAAAUACUGAAUUAAAUAAAAGAGAUAUUUACGAUUCUUCAUCCAUCGAUAAAUUGGGGCAAAUUGAUGUUAAUCGAUCUGAAGAAUUAUGGCCAUUAUAUGAUUCUUAUCUUGUAAAAAAUAAAUCCGAGAAGAAAUUGGAUGAUAUUUUCAAAAAAUUAAAUCGUUAUGGAUUAUUAGUGGAAGUCAAGAACUAUAUUCGAAAAUUAUCAAAAAAUGGAGAAAUUGGUGGCAGUCAGUGUGGUGAAUUAAUUCGACGAUGGCGAAAGCAUCAUAGACAUAUUAUACAUAUUUCAAAGCGAGAGCAUAAAGUGGAUGAAAUUUCGGAAUCGUUGGAAAAAUCUAUGGCAACUUUUGAUGAUGUUAAAAAGAUGUUAAAUGGAUAUGUAGAUAAAGGUCAUUUAUCAUAUAAUGAUGCUGCAAAAAUUAUAAAGAAGUGGAAAAAACGAGAAAAUCGUCGUUCUUGUUUUUAUUGCCGACAAAAUGGCCAUAAAUUGAUAGAGUGUCCUGAAAAAUGCAAAAGUACGGUGGGUACGGGAGUUUGUUUCAAAUGCGGAUCUGCUGAACAUACUUCAGUUCAUUGUAAGCGGAAAGAUAUUCGAGGUUUUCCUUAUGCUACUUGCUUCAUCUGUAAACAAACAGGACAUUUGUCGAGAGAUUGCGAAUUUAAUCCCAAUGGAAUCUAUCCUGACGGUGGUUCUUGCAAUCUGUGCGGUUCACAGAAACAUUUAAAACGUGAUUGUCCUGAACUAAAGCCGAGAAAAAAUUCACUGAUAUUCGGUUUGUUUUUAACGGUUUAUAUGAUUUAG